UACAUUUAAAAUAAAAAAAAUUUAACGUAUAGUUUAGGAUUUUAACGUCGAAUUAUCGAUAUGAAUAGAGAAAGAGUUGUUUUGAGAAUCGGGUUUAUUGUUUUUGAAUUGUGUAUGUUGGCAUCAGCCAAUGUGGUUUUUCAUGUUCAUCAUAAAUUUGCAGACAUUAACAAAAGAUCAUUGAAUGCACUAAAACAUCAUGAUGCCAAUCGUCACCGAAGAUUUUUAUCUGUGGCUGAAGUUCCUCUUGGUGGCGAUGGAAGCCCCACCUCUGCAGCUCUCUACUACACCAAGAUUCAAAUCGGGUCUCCUCCAAAGGAUUAUUACGUGCAGGUCGAUACAGGGAGUGACCUUCUAUGGGUCAAUUGCAUCGAGUGUGAUAAAUGCCCUUCCAAGAGUGACCUUGGAGUACCCCUCACAUUGUAUGAUCCGAAAGGCUCAUCAAGUUCCAAAAAGGUUGCAUGUGACGAUGAGUUUUGCAAAACUACAUUUGAUGCCUCAAGUAAUGAGUGUAAGGCCGGAAUGCUUUGUGCAUAUUCUGUUGCCUAUGGUGAUGGAAGCUCAACUGCAGGUUAUUUUAUCAACGAUAAUAUAAAACUAGCCCAAGUAUCAGGGGACCGUCAAACUACAUCUAUGAGUGGAAAUGUAACUUUUGGAUGUGGAGCUAAACAAUCUGGGGAGCUAGGUUCAUCAGAACAAGCUCUCGAUGGUAUUAUUGGAUUUGGGCAGUCAAAAACAUCGAUGCUUUCCCAGCUUGCUUCGGCUAAAAAGGUGAAAAAAAUGUUCUCACAUUGCUUGGAUGGUAACAAAGGAGGCGGCAUUUUUGCUAUUGGGGAAGUUGUGCAACCAACAAUUAACACAACACCACUCCUAGAUGAUAAGACACAUUAUAAUAUUGAGCUGAAGUCAAUUGAUGUGAACGGUGAAUCGCUAAAAAUCUCAACUAGUAUAUUUGACUUUAUGAAGAAGAAAGGAGCUGUAGUUGACAGUGGUACGACUUUGGCUUAUUUUCCUGAUGAGGUUUUCAACCAACUAAUGGAAAAGAUCAUGGUUGCACAACCCGAAAACAAGCCACAGACAGUUGAGAAGGUGUUUAAAUGCUACAAAUACUCUGGCAACAUUGAUGAUGGUUUUCCAGAUGUCACUUUUCAUUUUGAGAAUUCACUUUCACUGAAAGUUUCUCCCCAUCAAUAUUUCUUCCAAGUCGAGGAUGAUGUAUGGUGCAUCGGUUUUCAGAACAGUAAUAUUCAAGAUAAGGCUGGAGCAGAUUUAACUUUGUUGGGCGAUCUUGUUCUAUCAGAUAAACUGGUCACAUACGACAUGGAAAAUCAGGCCAUCGGAUGGACUGAUUAUGACUGUUCAUCAAGCAUUAAAGUGAAAGAUGAAGAGUCUGGGAAUGUGUAUGAGGUUGGAGCCCAAGAUAUAUCGUCUUCACAUUGUACAUAUAAUUCCCGAAUCAUUUUGGGGUUGCUCUUAUUUGUUGUAGCAACUUUCAUCAACUAGACUAACUCAAAUGUGGAAUAGUGUAUAAUCUUUGGUUUGGGGUUGUUUAGUUUGGUUAGCCCGAGUUGAUCGUGCAUUGUUGUCUUUUUAUGGCUAGACAUUCUUUGUGA
Messenger RNA from Erigeron canadensis, 1613 nucleotides. Its product is annotated as aspartic proteinase 36-like. Lineage: Eukaryota; Viridiplantae; Streptophyta; Magnoliopsida; Asterales; Asteraceae. The record is from RefSeq and is a predicted model, not a curated record. The transcript has 10 exons. Gene Ontology annotation, molecular function: aspartic-type endopeptidase activity. Gene Ontology annotation, biological process: proteolysis. The coding region runs from base 61 to 1503 and encodes 480 amino acids.